Boleophthalmus pectinirostris (great blue-spotted mudskipper) is the source of this 8111-nucleotide messenger RNA. RefSeq names its product protein Aster-B-like. The transcript has 17 exons. The record is from RefSeq and is a predicted model, not a curated record. Gene Ontology annotation, cellular component: plasma membrane; endoplasmic reticulum membrane; endoplasmic reticulum-plasma membrane contact site. Gene Ontology annotation, biological process: intracellular sterol transport. Gene Ontology annotation, molecular function: sterol binding; sterol transfer activity. Bases 476 to 2608 code for a protein of 710 amino acids. Lineage: Eukaryota; Metazoa; Chordata; Actinopteri; Gobiiformes; Gobiidae.
ACAAUGUCAGCGAAGGAGGUGGAAUCUUCUGAAUUGUGCGGCCAGACGUCCUCACGGAUACCUGGAAUACAACUCCUGAGAAAAAGUUGUGACAGGCGCAAAUUUGACCGGAGCGUUCUUUGAGAGCUGCCGUGUUUGUGGACAGCCAAGAACGUGUAUGCAAAAACUUCAUUUGGAUUUAUGCAUUGUUUUUUCUUCCAUGCCGGAUCAGAGAAGAAUGGACGCAGGAUAAGUGUUUGAAGAAGAAUUCCGAUAUCGUUUUUUGGGAAUAUCGCAAUUUUGAGAAUUUGUCCUUGCAAAUGUGAAAUUUCUUGAACUUUUUUUUUUUCAUUUUUCAUUCAAAUAAUUAUAUAAAGACAAUAUUUAUCCAUGCAACGUUUUACGCCAUGUGAUCCAACCUUUUCCCAGUUAUGACAUAUCAGAAUUCUGGAAAUACAGCUCUUUUUUAAGCGCCUAACCUUGAACUAUUCCAAGCAUGGGGCCAGAGAGCUCUAUGGAUUCUGACAGUGAAGUGAACUGGGAUUUGGAACGUGGGGAGAGGCAGAGGAAGGAAUGGAGAUCGGAGAAAGUCCCAGCUGUCCUGAGCCCAACCUACAAACAGCGGAAUGAAGACUUCCGGAAGCUUUUCAAACAACUGCCUGACACUGAACGCCUCAUCGUGGACUACUCGUGUGCCCUUCAGCGUGACAUCCUCCUUCAGGGACGCCUCUACCUCUCCGAAAACUGGAUUUGUUUCUACAGCAACAUUUUCCGAUGGGAAACAUUGCUCAUGGUCCAGCUGAAGGAUAUCUGCACCAUGACCAAGGAGAAGACCGCCCGCCUCAUCCCAAACGCCAUCCAGCUGUGCACCAACAACGAGAAGCACUUUUUCACCUCAUUUGGGGCUCGGGACCGGACGUACAUGAUGAUGUUCAGACUGUGGCAAAAUGCUCUCAUGGAAAAGCCUCUGUGUCCAAAGGAGCUGUGGCACUUCGUUCACCAGUGUUACGGGAACGAGCUCGGUCUGACCAGUGACGAUGAAGACUAUGUUCCUCCUGAUGAAGACUUCAACACAAUGGGCUGCUGUCCGUCUCCCUGGUGCAGAUACUGUGAGGAGCUGCCCGUGGAGGAGAACACCGAGCAGAACCAGGAGACCAGCCAGACUCCGGCCAAAACCCCCCCGGACAACCACAAGAGCGCCGAGACCAAGGCCGACGUCAGCCCCACGGCGCCCCACACAGGCUUCUGCAGUAACAACGCCCCGCCAGACCUGCCCAGCAACGAGUCCCCGUUACCUCAGUACGAGGCUCCUCCGGUGGACGACGUCUCCAGUACCGUCCCGGAGGCUGACCCCGUGACCCUGUCCGUGCCCGAUCACCGCCCUCACCAGAGGAGCCCGCUCACCCCACUCGCCCCCCCUCACGUCCCCCUGCCGACCCUGGACCUCAACGACAACGAGGACCUGCCCACGGAGCUCAGCGACUCGUCUGAGACGCACGACGAAGGGGAGGUGCAGCCGUUCCAUGAGGACCUGAGCGGACGCCAGUACAUGAACUGCGUGUACCGACUGGGAGUGGACAAGAUGUACGACCUCCUCUUCUCCGAGUCCGACUUCAUGAGGGACUUUCUGGAGCGCAGGAGGUUCUCAGAUGUGGUGCACCGGCCGUGGAGGAAAGAUCCAGAUGGAAACCAGACCAGAGAGCUCAUGUACAGCAUCGUCCUCAACAACCCUCUGGUCCCGAAGGCUGCCACGGUCACUGAGACACAGACUCUGUACAAAGGCAGUCAGGAGAACGAGUGCUACGUGAUCGACACCGAGGUGAACGCUCACGACGUCCCGUAUCACGAUUACUUCUACACCGUGAACCGCUACGUCCUCACACGAGUGGCCAAGAACAAGUGUCGCCUCAGGGUGUCCACAGAGCUGCGCUACAGGAAACAGCCGUGGGGCCUGGUCAAGACCUUCAUCGAGAGAAGCUUCAGGAGCGGCCUGGACGAGUACUUCAGACACUUGGAGCUGGAGCUGAACAAACUGGAGCUGCUCCUGCUGGACGCCCACUCGCCCUCGUCCCCGGGCAAAGGCAUGAGGAGCGGGCGCAGGCGGAGACGCACCUUCUCCCACCACCUGAGGCCCGCCGGCAGCGUGGACCGAGCCAUGGGGGCAGUGACCACGCCAGAGGAGGAGGACGAAGAUAUGCACCUCAUAAAGCACGUGGCAGGUUCCACUCAGACCAGACACCUCUCGGACUCUACAGGAGGCCUGGCACUUUACAGCUUCUCCAAAAUCUUACUUUUUAUAAGCCUUGUCUUAAUUUUGCUGAUAUUUCUUCACUUGAUGCUGUUCUAUAAACUGUGGAUGCUGGAAUACACCACCUCAAGUCUGACAACGUCCCACGGGCUGAGGCCGCAGGAGAGUAAAGCCCCACAGACUCAGAUGGAGUGGGUGCAGCUCUUGGACUCUCAGCAGCGUUUUCACGACACCGAGCUGCACAAGUGGAAGGAGAUCAUCAAGUCCUCUGUGAUACUGCUGGACCAGCUCAGAGAUUCCCUGGUGACCCUCCACAAAAACAUGGGCUUCAGGGACUCCUCCUCUUCCCAAUCCCAGAAGAAAGCGCAGUACCCCCACUGACCCAUAGGCGGACAAAACUACAUGUGCAAUAUCCUCCAAAACUCCGCCUCCUCCUCUGAUCCAGACCAGGUUUUUCAAACAACCAACAACUCAAGUGACCUCCAACCGUCUGGACAUCCGCCGCAAAAAUCUCUCCUCGCUGUUUUUAUUUCUGAUAUUAACAUGCUGCGUAAGUUAAUAUUCAAACCAUAAGAAUCUAUUUUAGCACUGCAAAAACAACGCAUUUUUCCCUUUUUUUGGGGAAUCCUAUAAACUGGAAACCACGCUAACUAUAACAGGCUAGCAGUAUUUGUAAAAAAAUUAAUAAAAAACAGACACUUAGCAUCAGGGCUAACUCUUUAACAGGACAUAUGCAGUGAAUCAGGGCGGGUCUCUGAAAACCGUGCUUUACAUUUCUGUGCGUUUUUUGUUUUUCACAUCUUUAAUGUGUGGUUAAAGGGGACGUAUUACGCAGAGGUUUAACUUGACAGAAGGUUUUUAUCAGGUUUUACUCAUCAAAAACAUCCGAGUUAAGUCGUUUUUUGCUUCCUUGACUCCUUUUACUUACUUUUAUUAGACUUAGACUUGCACUUAGACAAACUUUAUUGAUCCACAAGGGAAAUUAUUUGGACAGCUGACUGACUUAAAACAGCAAUUUGAGUCAUUAUGUAAAUUAUUGAACCCGGGGAAGUGCACCUCUGUUUUUAAAGUCCAUAGCUUUUCACUACUAGAUUAAUAAAAAAUUGGUAAUCACAAUCUUACGAUAAAAAUCAAUCAAUCAAACUUCAAAUUGCCCUUUUCCAUGUUGUGAUGUCAUAAAGCGGUAGUUUCCAAGUACCAUAUUUUUCGGACUAUAGGUCGCUCCGGAGUAUAAGUCACACCAGCCAAAAAAAUGUGUAAUGAAGAAGAAAAAAACAUAGACAAGUCGCACUUUUUAGGGGGAAAUUUACCAAGAAGCAACAUUUCAUCUUGAACAACAGACUGUUAACGUCACAUAUGAACAGUUCUUCAGAUAAACUAUAACAAAAACAACAGAACAGAACAAGUUUACCAAACUCUCCAUCUCACUCCAAAUCACUAAAUCCAUCGAAUUCUUCAUCCUCAGUGUCACUUCUGAGCAACUUCAUGACCUCCAGAGGUAAAUGGAGCACCACUUGUUCUGUGUCGCUGUCGUCAGACUCAGCAUCAGUUCCAGUUAGAAUUAUUCCGGCCUUUCUGAAUCCCGACAGGAUGUUUCGGUGUCACUGAAGUCCAGGCUUUGUCCAUCCAUCCAGUGACUUCCUGGAAAGUUGCAUGACGCACCCUCCUGGAUGUCACACAUUUCUCACUCACUCCAAACUUUCUUUCUGCUGCUCGAUUACCUUUUUCAGCUGCAUAUUUCACGACUUGCAGCUUGUAAUCUGCGAAAUGUGAUUUUCUUUUUGGUGACAUUUGUGUUCAGUCGUCUUUAUAAGUUUGUUUACUUCUGCACCACUGAAAAUUUUAAAUGUAAUGGAGUGAUCGACAGACAGGACAGAGGCUCUUUCUGCAGGAGACAUGCGCAGUAGAGUGAAGUGACAGCAAUACAGGAGGAACAGGAGCAGCAGAUACUCACACUCAAAACUAGAGCGCCCUCUAAUGGCGUCAGUGUGAACAUUUUCAUAUACAAGUCGCACCGGAGUAUAAGUCGCAGGAAACACCUAAACCAUGAAAAUAAGUCUGACUUAUAAUUCCAAUUUCUACUAAACUAAAUGUACUGUAUUUUUUGGACUAUAAGUCUUUUAUAUUAAACGUGUGAAUGAAAUAAACACAAAUCCAGGUCUGUUUUUGAUGAGCAAACAACAUUAUAACACGGAUCAGAAAUGGAGUAAUAAGGGCCUUUUAAAGAGAAAAAUGCAUAAUACGUCUCUUUUAAGAUACCUUUUGUUUUUCUACAUGGUUCACCUUUUCUUCAUUCCAUUCAGAUGUCUCUCUAACAUACAAUAUAAGUUAUACCUCCAUGUAAUAUCAAACCAACUUGUAUAGAAUCUAAAUGGCUGUACGUGAUUAUUUAAAAGUUGGCGAACAGCGGGUAUGUUUCCAACUCUUUCCUUUUGACAGCCAUUUGACGUUUAGCUGCACCAAUGUCCGAGAUUGUUCACCGUUUUUACUUAUUAUUAUUUUAUUUGAAUUAUGUUCUUCCAAAAGUGACACAACCCCACAAACCUGGCAACACAAACACAGUGUACGAUACGUCAUUGAUGUGAAACGUGAAAUGUUGAUCACUCGUAAUGUCAUUUCAACACUAUCUGUAAAACACCGUGGGGUUUGUAACGGCAAAUUUACCAAAAAAGUUAAAAUUGUCAAUAUUUGAAAUUUAGAAAUGCAUAAGUACUUUUCAUUUUUCUCUUUUUUUUUGUUUUUUAAAGGCGCUGUACCUGACUUUUACGGUCUUACAUGUGACAAAAUCGCUCAUUUUAAACAUUUUGUAGUGGUCCAAAAAUAUUCUUCACUUACCUUAUGUAUUCCGAGCAUCCUAAUUAUUCACCGUGAUGAGUUUCUAAGAGCCAGAGUGAAGUUUUGCAGAGGAGCAAAGCAACAACUAGCAUGCAAACACGCACUUCAAUGAGACAUAGCUUUUUAAUCUGAUGCAGAGCGGACUUAUUUCGAUCUCAAGAGCUGCUUAUACGAUUUAUCUGUGCACAUUUUGCUCAAAUACAGGGGGGAAAAAACCCAAAUUUGAAUUCUAAGGCUUGCUUUGCACAGGUCACGAACGACCAAGUGAAUAAUUAAAAUAGCUUGAUAGACUUCUAGUGUAUAUGUCUAGAGGUAGGCCAUCGCAAUAAUGUAAUGUAAAAAAUAAAAACAAUGCAAUUUCAUUUUGACCUUGAAUGUGAUCACGCCAGAUAUUAAAUACAUCAAAUAUGCUCAUUCGAUGAACAAUUUUUGAAGAGAUAAUUUUGCAUCUCCACCCAUAAAUACAUUUCAAUCAGAGCUGCUAAACCGGGCAGCACCUGGAAAACGAAACAAAAGAAAAGAGCGAGAGAAGAAGGGGCGGAGUCUGGGUGUAUAAGGAACAGUGUGAUUGGUCGAACACGUAUUCAGUUCAAUUCAGUUCAAGUUUAUUUAUAUAGCACGUUUAAAACAACUUCAAGUGACCAAAGGGCUUCACCUACAAGUCAACAAAAACAGAAGAAAGGGUUACAUAUAGAUAUAUACAGAUAACAUGUGAAAACGACAAUAAAAACACCAAGAUAACCUGACUCGCUCGUACUAAAUGCCAAGGAGAAGAGGUGAGUUUUCAUUCUAGUCUUAAGAGGAUCUGACAGGAAGAGGAAGGCUGGUCCACAGUCCAGGCGCUGACACAAAAAAAGGCUCUGUCACCUCUCGUCUUGAGGCGAGUUUUGGGUACGACCAACAGGAGGUGGACGGCUGAUCUCAUGGCUCUGGGCGGAGUACAGGGCUACAGUAAAUCGUGAAAAUAGACUGGACCCAUAGAGUGCAAACAUUGGAAAACAAUAGCAUUUUAAAUUGCACCCGAUAUAAGACAGGGAGCCAGUUUGCACAGCACAGGUUUAAUAUGUUCUCGUCUCUUGGUAUUUGUCAGCAGACGAGCUCCAACCCGACAUACAAAGAAUUGUGAUAGACCAGGCACGAUGUUAGAAAUGCAUGGAUCGCUUUUUCGAAAUCUGGCUGUGGGAGGUUAGGGCUUUAUUUCAGCGAGGAGCCUCAACUGAAAAAAGAUGGACAUUAUGACAGAGCAGUGCAGGAGACAAUAGGUAGCCAGGCUGGUGUCUCCACUCAAUUUCAUUUCUCUCCAGCGACUCGGUCAGGAAUCGGAAUACAUUAGAUGGUUUUCAAGAACCCUGGAUCUUGUAGACCACGCACCGACCAAUCAACGAAGAGCUGUGAAGCCAUGACGUCAAACUCAAGCGCCUGUCUGGGUCCCUUUUGUGCAACAGCACAACAAUAAACAAAGCGGUCGAGAUGGAUGUAGAUCAUAAACUGUAUAAAAGAAGUGGACUAAGCGAGUGUGACAUCACCCGUAGCGUUCAGCGCCGCUCAAAUGAGGCUCACGAUGAGCUCGGUUACAGGAGCGAAUCUGGAGCCAGGCUGUAUGUUAUGAAUUGGAUUUUUUUGAGGGACAAAAUAGCUGAAAAAAAAAAAAAAAAUCAGGAUCAUGUGUCGCAGGUUAAUACGAACAUUUAAAGACCAAAAUGACGAGGCUCACUGCUGCAGUUACAGAGAGAGGGGCGACAAGAUCCUAAUGUAAAUCAAUUGGAGCCAGAGUCAGAAGGAGCCGGAAGAGCCUCCUGGCGAACUUCCUAUUUGGCACACAGCGGCUAAAGCGAUAGUCCACUCAUAUAUACGGUCAAUGAUGUAAACGAAGAAAUACAUUCUGUGUCGACAACACUUUCCGAGAUCGAGGACUUAAAACCGGAACAAAGAGAAUGUUUGGUAAAUUUUAUCAAGCAGAAAGACGUUAUUGCCCUUCUUCCUACGGGAUUUGGCACAUUACAUACUUCACAACCAAACGGCAGCGAUUGGUUAAAUAAAAAAGUACCCACCUACCGUCGAGCGAACGAAUCCUAAUGCUGCGAGUCAUACGGUUUCACUUCGUGGAUGAAUCAAGCUAGACAAUAGAAGGACAGACGACUAAUCACACUGUCAAACUCCGCCCCUGCAGCCUGGUGUUUGUAUCAAAAACACCCAGCUGUGAUGUCACAUAGCACUUGAAAUAGCAAAUCACACAUUUUUUUAAUAUAUAUUUUCAACACAAAGCUGCAAAUGUACAGACAGUAGUUUGCACUAAAAUUGCCAAAAAAAUAAUUAAAGAGCAGUAGAUAAUGCUGCGAAAACACCAGAUACGGUUUAGUAGUGAAAAAGUUCAACAUUGAUUCACACUGAAAAUAUUUAAUCAAUCUGUUCCCAUUAAAAAUAUGCUACUUAAUUUGCUUACUGUUACUUCAAACCUUUUUCGAUCUUCCAUUUUCUUGGUGUAUAUGCAUAUUUUUCCACUCCAAGGCCAUUUUAACAUUGCAUUUUGUUACUUCUACUUACUUAUUUUCCUUCCUCACUUGACCAAACCACUCCGCUGUAUAUGAAAUGCAUGGCUGUCAUAUGAAUGCUAUCCCGUACUAUUAGAGGACCGUUAUAUCGCAUGGGUAUUUUAAGAAAGUAGACCCUUAAAUAACUAGACCAAGUGGUAAAUGUCCCUAACCGUGGAUCUUAACGCCAGCAUAGACGAUACAGUAUCAGAAUUAUUAAAGAUGUAUCACGUAAUAUGUCCCUCGUUUCCAUGACAAUCCAAAAGUGUACUUCCUGUGUCUUGCCUUCCUCCAGCUCACCUGUUGUGUAGCCUUGUAUGUGCGUAUACUUAUAUUUGUAAAUGACUUAUUUUGACUGCAUACAUGACUCCUGGUUAUUUAUAUGAUCAUGUUGUACAGCAUAUUGUUGAUGUGUAUAGGUUUAGUUGGUUCGUGGGGACGCGCUGGCAGUGGCCCCGGACCAAGCGCACUCAAAUGAAAGUAUUGCUCAAAGAGGCCUGCAACAGAAUGAAUAAAAG